UAAAAGAAUCAUGUUUCACAUGUUCGACCGUUCAUUUCGGGAUAAGAUGACAAUGUUUGUUGUACUUAAAAGUUAUACCUAACAACUCUUGUGAGGGAAUACAAGAAUAGUAAGGAUGUUGAUGAAAUCAUGAAAGUAGAAAUAAACUCUGCUAAAAAGAUUGAUUUUUUUUUUUUUUCUUGAAUUGGGAUUCAUGUCUUCAGCUCCGUGGCUCACGGCGCCACGGUCACCGCUCCGGUAUGCAGCUUCUCCUCAUCUCCUUCUUCUUCCUCGUAACCAGAAAGAUGGCAUUCCCGGCGCAGUCGACGCUCGCCGGAAGAAGCUGUUGUAUGGGAAUCAUCCGCCGCGGCUUCGCUGCUCCGUCGACAGUGAUAACAAUGCUAAUGGACCGCCAGAAUCUCAGCAUAGCUUGCAAGAACAGGAAGGUGCAGCAGAUGCCGGAAAUAAUCUUGGAGGAUCGCUUUCAGUUAAAGAGAUUGUGAAGAAAUUGAGAAGAUACGGCAUUUCAGGAGUAUUAUCAUACGGGCUACUGAAUACUGCCUACUAUCUUACGACAUUCCUCGUGGUGUGGAUUUAUGUCGCUCCUGCACCUGUCAAAAUGGGCUAUUUGGCUACUGUUAAAAGAUUCUUUAAAAUAUUGGCUAUGGUGUGGGCCGGUAGCCAAGUCACCAAACUUGCUAGAGCAGGAGGGGCGUUAGCUCUUGCUCCGUUUGUGGACAGGGGAUUGGCGUGGUUUACCGCCAAGUUUGGGUUUAAGUCACAAGGGAAGGCUUUCAUGGCUGUCGUUGGGUUUUGCUUUGCGUUGGCUGUGAUAGUAUUUCUCAUGGUGACGUUGCUGUGGGCAUAACGCUUCUCGGCCGUUGAUCUAUGGAGGUUCUCGGAUCUCCAUUGCUGUUUGUGGUGGAGAUCUUUUGGAUGGUUUUCGGCUUCAGUCGAGUUGCAAGAUGAGGAUGUGCAUGUAGCAAGAAAUCAUGAAAUCAUUAAUGUUUCUCACUUGAGAGUACUAUAAAACAUUGUAGUUUUGGUUCAUAGAAAAGAAGCUUUUACCAUUCAUUUGACAGGGCAACUUAGGUUGAUUUACUUCCUUAUGAUUCUUUA
Messenger RNA from Ipomoea nil (Japanese morning glory), 1098 nucleotides. RefSeq lists its product as uncharacterized. Bases 194 to 847 code for a protein of 217 amino acids. The transcript is spliced from 10 exons. Lineage: Eukaryota; Viridiplantae; Streptophyta; Magnoliopsida; Solanales; Convolvulaceae. The record is from RefSeq and is a predicted model, not a curated record.